AUGUCAUAUUCUCCUUCCUGGUGGAAAUCAGCGACACUAAGAAAUGACUUGAUUUUCGCAUCUACUUUUAAAGAUUCGUUUCUCACUCGCUCUCAAUUCCUUCCUGUCAUAAGUGUCCAAAUGCAGAUUCCGACAUCUCAAUUUUUCUUCAUUUCCGUACAGAAUUCAUAUUUGCCAGUUUUAAGCCUUAGUUAUUGCCAUUCCCCAUUCCAAUGCAACGAUCAGCUGAACACGCAGCAUUUCAUAUUUUAUAAUUUGGAUAAAAUUCAAUUUGCCACAUUUUAUUUGUUGGUUUCUUUCUCUCUUUCUUAUUUUUCAAUAUUCCUAUAUCCUAUUUUCUCCCCAUUUCCUAAUACAUUUUUCCCUAUUCUUUUCUUUUCUUUCUUUCUUUCUUUCUUUCUUUCUUUCUUUCUUUCUUUCUUUCUUCGUUUGUCUGUUUCUGUCAUUCUUUCCUUUUAUCAUAUCUAUCUUGCCUUUCAUUGUUUUUUCUUCACUUUUUUCUUCUUGCUUACAUUUUGUUGGAAUAUUUCUUUCUUUCAUGCACUUUUAAAUAUUUUAAUUCAAUAUUUCCUUUCGGCAUUCUUUCUUUCUUUCUUCUUUCUUUCUUUCGUACUUUCUCUCUCAUUUUUCAUGAUUUCUAUGUCCUAUUUUCUUCCCAUUUUCUAUUUUAUUUUCCUUAAUGUAUCUUUCUCUUUGUUUUCCAUUCUUUCUUUCCUUCUUUCUUUCUUUCUUUCUUAUUUUUCUUCUUUCUUUCUUAUUUUUUCUAUAUUCUUCCCAUUUCUUAAUUCUUAUUCAUUCUUAUUUUCUUCCUUUUCCGUUAUUUUUUUCUUUUCUAUUCUGUCUUUAUUGCUUUCUUUCUUUCUUUCUUUCUUUCUUUCUUUCUUUCUUUCUUUCUUUCUUUCUUUCUUUCUUUCUCUCUUUCUUUCUUUCUUUAAUCUCCAUUCAAUCAUUUCUUUUUAA
Molecule: messenger RNA, 960 nt
Organism: Acanthosepion pharaonis
Lineage: Eukaryota; Metazoa; Mollusca; Cephalopoda; Sepiida; Sepiidae
Source: the annotation of a GenBank genome assembly